CAUGGGCUGUAACAUGUGCCUGGCCCGGGAGCCCGAGGAGCAGUACAAGGUCAUGCUGCAGGUGAACGGGAAGCCGCUGGCCAGGCUGUCGCAGGAGCAGACGCUGGAGGCUCUUCGCUGCUCCAAGGAGCCGCUCGUCAUCCAGGUGGUGAGACGCAGCCCCCGGGCGCGGGGCGGGGGGGAGGGGGCCCUGCCCGGGGACCCCGCCACCCUGGUGGACAGCGGGACGCAGACGGACAUCAGCUUCGAGCACCUGCUGGCGCUGGGCCGGCGGCGCCCCCCCAGCCCCCCCGCCGGGACCCUGGAGACCUUCGGCCUCCCCGAAAUCCCCCCCUUCGGGCAUGAAUACUACGAUCCUGUGGAGUUCAUGGGAGGGGGCCCCCCAGAGACAGAGCGGGCAGAGGAGCUGGAGUAUGAGGAGGUGGAAUUGUACAAAUCGAGCCACCGGGACAAGCUGGGGCUGACGGUUUGUUACCGGACGGACGACGAGGACGACGUGGGAAUCUAUGUCGGAGAGGUGAAUCCCAACAGCAUCGCUGCCAAGGACGGGCGCAUCCGAGAGGGCGACCGCAUCGUCCAGAUUAACGGGGUGCAGGUCCAGGACCGCGAGGAAGCUGUCGCCAUCCUGACCCAGGAGCAACAAACGAACAUCUCGCUGCUGCUGGCCAGGCCUGAGACCGAGCUCUCCAGGCGCUGGAAGGACAGCGACCGCGAGGAUUUCCUGGAUGCCUUCGGCUCCGACCACGAGGGCGAAAUGAGACCCCGAGCGACCCCCGGGCAGCAGCCUGCCGUGGCCCCCGAGCCGCCCAGCGCCGGGCCCCCGCUCCCCCCGCUGACCCACAGCCAGGAGCUGGACAGUGGGGUGGGCCGGACGGACGAGAGCACCCGGAACGAGGAGAGCUCGGAGCACGACCUGCUCGGGGACGAGCCCCCCAGCUCGGCCGGCACCCCAGCCCCCCAGCGCCGCCCGGCCCCACUGCCGGCCCGGGACUUCCCCUUCGGCCUGGACUCGCGGGCGCUGGCGGGCGGCGAGGGGCCGGGGCUGACGGACGCGGAGUACGAGCGCUACCAGGAGCUGCUGGAGCUGCGGGGGCACCUGGCCAGCGGGCCCGGCCCCGGCGGGCUGCCCCCCGGCGCGCUGCCCCCCGGCCUGGACCUCAACCGCAACCGCGUGGCCCUGCUGGAGGAGGAGCUGCGGCACCUGCAGUUCAAAUGCCGCAACAUCCUGCGGGCGCAGAAGAUGCAGCGGCUGCGGGAGCGCUGCCUGCAGGCCUGGCUGCUGGAGGAGGAGGGGGGGCCGGCGCCGGCGGGCGAGGGGCCCCCCCCGGCCCCGCUGGCCGACAUCACCGAGGUGCCCGAGCGCUCGGAGAAGGACAGCACCAGCGCCUACAACACGGGCGAGAGCUGCCGGAGCACCCCGCUGCUGCAGAGCCCCGGCCCCGGCCCGCGGGCCGAGCCCCCCCCCAAGCCGGGCCGGCUGCGGCGCCCCCGCGAGGAGUGGAAGGGGCGGGCGCGGGGCGAGGGCGCCCGCCGCCCGGGCCGCGACCGGCUGCUCAAGGCGCGGGCGCUGAAGAUCCGGGAGGAGCGCAGCGGCAUGACCACGGACGACGACGCCGUCAGCGAGAUGAAGAUGGGCCGCUACUGGAGCAGGGAGGAGCGGAAGCAGCAGCUGCUGCGGGCCCGCGAGCAGCGCCGGCGCCGCGAGCUCAUGCUGCAGAGCCGGCUGGACUGGCAGCGCGAGGGCCCGGGGGCCCCCGACCAGCUCAGCAUCCUGGCGCUCAGCCACCGCAAGAGCCUCAAGAAACGCAGCCGCCGCAUCCUGGACAAUUGGAUGACGAUCCAGGAGAUGCUGGCGCACGGCGCCCGCUCGGCCGACGGGCACCGGCUCUACAACCCGCUGCUGUCCGUCACCACCGUCUGAGCCCGCCCCCGCCCCGCCCCGCCCCCGCCGGGACUCGGGGCGCCCCCGCCCCCAGCCAGAACUCGGGGCUCCCCCCGCUGCGUGAUAACCCUGGAGACUUGGUUUCUCCCGUGUGCCAGGAUUUCGGGGUGACCUGCCCCCCGACAGGCCAGGAUGGGGCAUGAUCCCGCCUCCCCCACAUCGCCACCAUCAGAGGACACACAGGCUGCAUGGAGACCGUGGGGGCCCCCCCACUUUGCCAGCACUGGGCCCCCCCCCCCAACAGCAGGAACGAGGGGGACCCUGGCGUCGCUCCUGGAGACGCCUGGCUGCAGAGGGGACCCGGCUGCUGAGACAAUGGGGAAAUUUGGGGGCUCCCCCAAUGCUGCUCCAGCCCCCCCACAGGGACCCCCAGGAGCGGAACCGGGGCCAUGAAGCACAAAGACACUGAGUCAGGCUGGGGGGGGAGGACAAAGGGCCCCCCCCAGAUGCUCUCCCCCCUGGGGUGGUUUUUAUGUCGUGUCUGUGAUUCGUGUCUGGUCAGUUUGUCUGUCUGAGUCUGGCAGGGGAGACACCUGCCCCCCUCCUCCCCCAGCCCCCCAUUUCCCCCUGAACCCCCAAACCCCAGAUC
Messenger RNA from Mauremys mutica (yellowpond turtle), 2531 nucleotides. It is a transcript of the gene PDZD4, whose product is annotated as PDZ domain containing 4. The transcript is spliced from 8 exons. Bases 2 to 1921 code for a protein of 639 amino acids. Lineage: Eukaryota; Metazoa; Chordata; Testudines; Geoemydidae. The record is from RefSeq and is a predicted model, not a curated record. Gene Ontology annotation, molecular function: protein binding.